Messenger RNA from Didymosphaeria variabile, 933 nucleotides. RefSeq lists its product as uncharacterized. NCBI's taxonomy places the organism in Eukaryota, Fungi, Ascomycota, Dothideomycetes, Pleosporales, Didymosphaeriaceae. The transcript is spliced from 2 exons. The record is from RefSeq and is a predicted model, not a curated record. Bases 1 to 933 code for a protein of 310 amino acids.
AUGUCGCCCGCUCCUUCUCUUGUGUCUGGGGCGAUUCCAGCUUCAAUCUUCCUCAUUCUCAGCCUGGCAUGCUUUUACCUUAUGGACAUUGUCAGCUUGAUCAUCAAGUUUCCUUCGCCAACAGCUUCCGGCUUCUUCGAAUGGGAUAACGGUACGUUGCCAAUUCUAGACAACUUCCAUUGGCUUCGCCCCUUGGAUCCUGUUAUUCGCGAGAUUACGCCUGGCUUCGCACCUAGCAGCUUCGGCUACGACGACUUUGGGGGCGGAGGGGUCAUUGUUCCUGUGUACUACUUCGCCUAUCUGGCCUUUACUCCACCCACUCGAUCACAACCACUGUCUGAACGCAAGAUUGACAUCCAUGGUGCCAUAAUUUGGUCAGUCCUCGUGGUAUUGUUCCAUGUCAUUCCUGUGGUAGGAAUAAUGUUCGAUACCACCCUCGAAGACCGACAUUGGUGGACGUGGUUCUGGCAACUCUACUCCGUACGAAUCACGCUGUCAUGGUACAUCAUUCGAUUCUUCGGCUGGUUCAUCACACUCCCGACGCUGCAUAGCACAUUGAGCUACCGAACGAAGACCACACUUAUCCUGGCCCCUUUCAUUGCGAUCGCAUUAGGGUUUUGGACAUAUACUGCCUUGUACUGCCCGUACUCUCUUUCGAUGAUCUUCUUUCCGUAUUCUUUGGCAGUAGACACGUGGGUAUCGCGCAUGCGGCGCCUCUUGCAGUUCGAUCAACUUUUUAUUUUCGGAAGCUCUGUGCUUUGGGUUGCCAUGGACAUGCGACGGAAUGGUUCGUCGAGCGCAAUCAAGAUUCUGUUCGCGGCUGUAGUGUUGGCAGGUGUUGUGGGUACGGGAGCAAGUUUUGGGCUCGUGUGGCUCUGGAGGGAGUGGCAGCUUGUCAGUGACGGAGAGAAGGAUACAUCUAAGACAGAGUAG